AUGAGCGGUGGCCGGAUAGAAGGAAACUGGGGCGGAGGAUGGCAGGAAGUACGGCGGAGUAGGGUCUUCAGGAAUCUGAAGCCAGUUUGGGAUACUUUCCCUUUGGGUGGGUGGCUCAAAAAUCAGGGAAACAGUGCGAAAAAGGUGUCUUCUUUCUAUUUUUCCGAAUUUCCAGUUCAAACCAAAGCAAAGGAGUUCUUCGAGCUGUUUGGGUGUAUUGGAAGAGUGGUGGAGGUAUCAAUUUCACCAAGACGAAACAAAUUAGGAAAAUGUUUCGGUUUCGCUAGAUUCAUUGAAGUGGAGGAUGAGAGGAUGCUGGGGGUGAGGUUGGAUAAUGUUCAGAUACUUGGGAAAAAGAUUCACGCGAAUAUUCCUCGAUUUCAAAGGGGAUCGAAAAGGGAGGGGGAGGCAGAAGUUCGGAACAAGAGUAAUGGUCGGGUUUUUGCAAAGCAUCAGUCUGUUUCUCAGCUCAUAGGUGUAAGCGCGAAGGAAAGGGAUGACAGAAGUUAUGUUGAGGUGGUUGCGAAGAGGCACAGGAUGGGGGAAACAUCGAAGGAGGAUAUAGAGAAGUGGGGGUUUAAGGUGGAUGAACACAGGCGGACAAGAUUGAGCAAAGCGUUUGUGGGGCGCGUUAAAGUUCCAGGAUCUGCGUAUAACAUACAAACCCAGUUCGAGAUGGAGGGUUUCUUCACCAUAAAAGCAACACCGAUGGGUGGGAGUCUUGUUUUGCUAGAAGAGACGGAAGGUGGUGUUAUUGCAGAUUUGAUCGGAGACGGAGAUAAGUGGUGGAAAUGUUGGUUCAAAGAUAUUUCUAUAUGGAAGGAAGACAUGGUUGAUACGAGCAAGGUGGUGUGGAUAAGCAUUUUCGGAGUUCCGGUUGUUGCUUGGUCUGUGGAUUUCUUCAAGCAGCUGGCUGAACGUUUUGGUUCCUUCAUCUGUCUGGAUGCCCAAACAGAAAAUGAAGAUAGCUACGACAUCGCAAGGAUUAUGAUUAGUGUGGAAAGAGAAGUCAGUAUACCAGAGAGGGUGGUUGUCAACAUUGACGGUAAUGAUUUCACUCUGAUGAUACGAGAAGACAAAUUGGACGCUAUGAGAACAAACCCAGGUAACCGCCAAACUCAAAACCCUAGUGGAGAGUCUUUGGACUCGGAUGGUUUUUCUGUUAAUGAUAUGCAGGUGGAUAAUGAAAAGUCUGUGGGGGGAGAUUCGAUUGAAUAUUUUGAAAAUGUUUCUGUUAAUUUAGAGGGGGUAGUGUCGAAGGAUAGCAUAGUGGAAUUCUCGGAGGAGAUUUCGGCGGUGAAGUGA
This is a messenger RNA of Vicia villosa (hairy vetch), 1305 nucleotides long. RefSeq lists its product as uncharacterized. Gene Ontology annotation, molecular function: RNA binding. The record is from RefSeq and is a predicted model, not a curated record. NCBI's taxonomy places the organism in Eukaryota, Viridiplantae, Streptophyta, Magnoliopsida, Fabales, Fabaceae. Bases 1 to 1305 code for a protein of 434 amino acids. The transcript has a single exon.